CCGAGCGUCACCCUUUGACGUCUAUUACUCCCGACCACAUCACCCUCUUUAGUUCCCUCAAUAGAGCCGCUUCUAGACGCCAUGGCGAUCCCUAGGCGGUUAUCCGGUGCUCAUGCGAUUCUCCUAACUGCCCAUCUUUGUGCCACUGGGAAUAUAUCCUCCCUACCGCAAGUACAGACCCAAUUUCCAGGCUCGCUUCCUCUUGAGCGUGUACUGCGCAUCAUCUUGACAUUUCUCCCGGAAAGCACAAAUCCUCAGACUUACACACCGGUCCUUCAAGAACUUUUAGAUGGUCACUCAUCUCAUUCGGAUGGUGGCGACAUUGACAUCUCACCUGUCGACCAUUUGUCUGAGGCUGCCGCCAAGAAAAGUGUACGGAGGCUUCGUUUACUACCACUUAAGUACCAUGACGACGAAGACAGUCAAGACUCCACGGACCUUUUAACUCAAUUCCUCAUACAUCGAGCGUACCGUAUUGAUCUGGAAACUGCAUUACAACCGCUUAUACUUGAUCUUCUGUUACCAUUUUACCAGCGCUUAACUAUUGUGCGGACUUGGCUAAUCUCUAGCUUGCUACCUCUACUCCGGCUCAAUUACGAAUAUUAUCCCAGCCAAGAUGAGACGUUCUCUCUGGAAAUAUUAGAGUCUAUGGACAGUCACACUGCCCUUAAUAUACUUCUUUCGAUGACAGGCGCUGAGAAGAACAACAUGGACUUGGUGAAGAACUUGCGCGGACUAGUUGGCCCUUGGAUGUACGGCCGCAACCGGUCGAAGAGACGGAGACUCAACCAAGCUGCAGAGGCGAACACGAUUUCUCCCCCUCAGGAUAGCACUCAACAACAGAACAAUAAUAUCUCGGGAUGGCAGUAUGUGAACGAAUGGUUACUGGCCCGAAGCCAUGUGGAUUAUGAGAGCACAGUGAAUGCUUUCCUCAGCUGGAAUGGUCCCAAUGAUGCGGACCUGGGAGGUUAUGAGGAAAAAAGCCAGAGAUUAGACGGCGAUGUUUUGGACGAUUUGAACAUUCGAUAUGGUCAGUCGGGACUCGCUGUUGUUUACACGACUUCCGAUACAAGCAAGCCUUGCUUGGAAGGCUCAGUCAAGAUCCUUACCCGGGUUGCUCAGUUGCUAAAUCUUGAGGAGUAUCUCUUUUUCACAACCGAUAGCUCAGCCCUCCCUUCGGUGAUGUUUGAUGCAUCUCAGAUCUCUUCGUCAUCGAGGGUGUCCCUUUUGCAGAACGCUUUGUUAGUGGCUUCGAACCCACUAACAUGCCCGUCCGCUUCCUCUGUCUCAUUUCUCAGCGCCAUCCUCAUCUCCAUUAGUAUACUGACUGAACUUGGGCAUUCUAUCACAUGCAGAGCUGCUGCCAACAUCUGUCUUCAUAGCACUCAAGAUAUCCAGCUACUCGAAUUGCGAAAUGUGAUAUCAUCUAUUGUAAGACAAACAAAAUCUAGCCAUGUCUGGAAGGAUGUUCGCCAACAGAUACUUUGGCUACAGCACUGGGGCUCAGGCAAAGCAGACGGGAAAGAAAACAGUUCAAAUUGCCAUGGUCUCUUCUGGAGGGUCUCAAAUGAUGUGGUAGAGGCAGAGAUACUGAAAGCACUGCUAGAGAUCAGAGAAUAUAACUUGGCUAUUGAAAUCUAUGUAAACUCGAACUCUGCCCUCAGCUUGACCCAAGUCGAAGAAGCCGUCAAGGAGGCGAUUUUCACAACUUACGACAAUGCGAGCAAUGGAAACAGGACUAGAGGAGGUAUGAAGCGCGCAUAUGAUAUCUUGCAAGCCUUCCAACCAUACUUCCCCGAAUCCGUCUCUUUGAAGGAGAUCCGUGCCCUUAUCUCAGCAACUCAUGCUUUAUCCUUUUAUUCCCUUACCCUGCAGCACGGUGUUCCAUUUCAACCCGUCAGCAUCCGUGUGCACCCCGACCCCCUUUCUUUGAUUGAGAAGGUUCUUGAUCAAAACGCCAAAGCCUACACAAAGGUGGAUGAUCUUCUCGCUAUCGGAAGAAACUUGGUUGCGGCUGGGUUUUUGCCUCGCCUUACUGAUAAUGAUGACCUGAAUUUCGUGUCUACUUCUGAGGAGGAUUUCGUCAUCACAGCUGAGCGUCGUAUCAUGUCUCUCGCAAUUUCAUCGGCUCUUUCAUCCAACGAUUUCGGGACCGCAUAUUCCUACAUCCUCACACGUCUCGCCCCUCCAUCCCUCUUAUCUACAUCUUCGCCCCUUACAAACCCGACCGUAAGGGAUGACAUUUCCUGGCGUGCCGUUUACAACGCUGGCCGGUACCGCGACCCUGCUAUGCCCCCAUCCGCCAACCUCCAAUCCCAAAUAACCCAACUCUCCCAACGAAUGGAACUUCUUUCUCUCGCCCUAACCCUAGUGCCCUCUCCCGACCCACUGCCUGAGAUCCUCGGCGCCUGGCGUCGUUGCGACGAGGAGAUGAACGGCCUUCGCGCGCGCGAGGCCGAAGAAGAAGAACUAUGGGACACCAAGGGUGACAACCUUUCCACAGUCCCAGGCGGCUUCGGCCCAACAGAGAGCGAACAAGACGCCUACGAAACAAAGAAACAACACGCCAGACGUGCCCGGGCACAUCACGAUCGCCUAAACGCCGAAGAAGCCCCCAUGGGCCUCUUCGAAGUUGCCCGGGGCGCCGCAUUAGCCCUACAUAAGAACGCAUUCCCCCUCAGCGGCGCUACAGCUGCCGCCGAGCAACCAACAUCCUCAUCCCAUGUUCACAGACCCAGCGAGGACCCUACAUCCGCAGAGGAUAGGGUCCGGAAGCGAGAUGUUGUCAGUAACAUGGUGACGGGUGGACUGGUUAGUGGUAUCGGGUGGGUGCUAGGUGCUCAGCCUGUUAAUCGCUAGAUUUUACUUCCGUUUCUAUGAUGAGCAUGAUGAUGGUUUUUCUUCUGGCGGAUUUGUCAAUGAUGAAUUCAUGUGAUAUCCUGUACAAAGCGGCUUUGCGCGGUGUUCCUAGCAGUCCGUCAUCUAAGUAUUAAAUUU
Molecule: messenger RNA, 2997 nt
Organism: Aspergillus alliaceus
Lineage: Eukaryota; Fungi; Ascomycota; Eurotiomycetes; Eurotiales; Aspergillaceae
Product: secretory pathway Sec39 family protein
Exons: 3
Coding region: 82-2859 (925 amino acids)
Biological process (GO): retrograde vesicle-mediated transport, Golgi to endoplasmic reticulum
Source: RefSeq, a predicted model, not a curated record